CCACCGGUUGAUUGGGCGACGGUCUGAUUGCCAAUAAUUUUGGUUGCCUUCCAUCUUGCUCUCCAUCGCAGUUGUCAUAUCGAGGACACGAGAAUCGUUCUCUUCCCUCCACAUACCUGUUCGUCGUCACCUCCUUCAUCCAACCGUCGCAUUUUGGGGCUGCGCCUGCAUCGUUUUGCUCGUCAGUUUUCUCAUUCCUCUCUGAUUUGCUAGCUCCCCCUUCAUCGACGUCCCUACAAGUAUCAUCCCGCAUUCCGCCAUAUAGUCAAGAUGGGUGAAUCUAGGCAGGAACUCAUCACCUGGCUCAACAGCCUGCUCCAGCUAAACAUCACCAAGGUCGAGCAAUGCGGUACUGGUGCGGCGUUAUGCCAGGUCUUUGAUAGCAUCUUCAUGGACAUUCCCAUGCACCGAGUCAAGUUUAACGUCAACUCGGAAUAUGCAUACAUCCAGAAUUUCAAAAUACUGCAGAAUGCCUUCGCGAAGCACCAGAUCGACAAGCCCAUACCCGUGACCGCGCUCGUCAAGUGCAAGAUGCAGGACAACCUCGAGUUCCUGCAGUGGACCAAGAAGUUCUGGGACCUCAACUUCCCGGACCACGAAUACGACGCCGUCGCGCGGCGGAAGGGCGGCGCGCUGCCCUCGGGCGCCCCGGCCCCCGUCCGCGCGGGAGCGGGCAGUGCCGGCGCCGCCCGACGAGGCGGGGUGACCCCGACAACGGGACCGCGCGUGGCCAAGGCGGCCGGACCGGCGACCGCGGCGCUACAGCAGGAGAACGCGAAGCUGGGGGAGACGAUCGUGGGGCUGGAGCGGGAGCGCGACUUUUAUUUCAGCAAACUCCGCGACAUCGAGCUGCUCGUCCAGCAGGCUGUCGAGGAGGACCCGGAGCUGGAGAAGCAGGAGGAUGGGCUCGUCAAGCAGAUCCAGGCCAUUCUAUAUUCCACCGAGGAGGGCUUCGAGAUCCCGGCUGAGGACCAGCUGGACGAGGAGGAGACUUUUUAAGGGUUGGUGUCUGUGCAUCUCGAUUCCACCAGUGACGCGAGAGAGAGAGAGAGAAAAAAAGAGAAAUGCAUCAUGCAUUGGGUGUUUCUAGGGCGUGAAAACGCGCUGAUACGGAGCAAGGCGUAGAAAGAACACAACACAGGAGAAACGAGAAACGAGAAACCC
Messenger RNA from Sodiomyces alkalinus F11, 1164 nucleotides. RefSeq names its product EB1-like domain-containing protein. The coding region runs from base 271 to 999 and encodes 242 amino acids. The transcript is spliced from 4 exons. Gene Ontology annotation, molecular function: microtubule plus-end binding. Gene Ontology annotation, cellular component: microtubule plus-end; spindle midzone; microtubule organizing center. The record is from RefSeq and is a predicted model, not a curated record. Gene Ontology annotation, biological process: regulation of microtubule polymerization or depolymerization; spindle assembly; protein localization to microtubule plus-end. Lineage: Eukaryota; Fungi; Ascomycota; Sordariomycetes; Glomerellales; Plectosphaerellaceae.